UGGGUUAGAAACUUCAAAUAUUUGGGAAAGAAAAGGUUAUCAAGAUGAAUGACCUAUUCUCUAGCUCUUUCAAGCAAUAUCAAAAUGAUGUUGAGGCCGGGGGUGGCCCUGGCAAUGACGCAAUUGAUCUUGAUCAGUUCUUCCUAGAUGUGGAGAAUGUAAAAGAAGACAUGGCAAGUGUCGAAAAAUUGUAUAAAAAGCUACAAGAAUCAAAUGAGGAAAGUAAAACGGUCCAUAAUGCUAAGACAAUGAAACAACUCCGGGCCAAGAUGGACUCGGACGUGGAGCAGGUCUUGAAGCGUGUAAAGGUCAUUAAGGGGAAGCUCGUAGCCCUUGACAAGUCAAAUGUUGAGCAUCGGAAGGUUCCUGGUUGUGGUCCUGGCUCUUCAACUGAUAGAACCCGUACGUCAGUUGUUAGUGGGUUGGGCAAGAAGCUGAAAACCAUGAUGGAUGACUUUCAGUCAUUACGAACUCGGAUGAAUGAAGAAUACAAAGAGACAGUUGGGAGAAGAUAUUUUACAAUAACAGGAGAGAAAGCAAACGAUGAAUUAAUUGAAAAUUUAAUAUCUAGUGGAGAAGGCGAGGAUUUUAUGCAGAAAGCCAUACAGGAGCAGGGCCGUGGCCAAAUUAUGGACACAAUCUCAGAAAUCCAAGAAAGACAUGAUGCAGUCAAAGAUAUCGAGAAAAACUUGAUAGAACUCCACCAAAUCUUUUUGGACAUGGCCGCGCUAGUAGAAGCUCAAGGACAACAAUUAAACGACAUAGAGAGUCAUGUUGCCCACGCAAGUUCAUUUGUCCAUCGUGGAACCGAGCAAUUAGUGGAAGCAAGGGAGUUGCAAAAGAGCUCGAGGAAAUGUACUUGCAUCGCCGUCGCCCUCGCUCUUGUCUUAGUUAUCGUUGCAUUUUACCCUGUUUGGUUCCCCAUGUUGAUGAGGCCUUAA
Molecule: messenger RNA, 941 nt
Organism: Erigeron canadensis
Lineage: Eukaryota; Viridiplantae; Streptophyta; Magnoliopsida; Asterales; Asteraceae
Product: syntaxin-125-like
Exons: 1
Coding region: 45-941 (298 amino acids)
Biological process (GO): intracellular protein transport; vesicle fusion; exocytosis
Cellular component (GO): endomembrane system; SNARE complex; plasma membrane
Molecular function (GO): SNARE binding; SNAP receptor activity
Source: RefSeq, a predicted model, not a curated record